Messenger RNA from Oryza sativa Japonica Group (Japanese rice), 2940 nucleotides. Lineage: Eukaryota; Viridiplantae; Streptophyta; Magnoliopsida; Poales; Poaceae. The record is from RefSeq and is a predicted model, not a curated record.
UUUUUACUUUUCGGUGAAGCCCGGGAAAAAGGGCGCUCCAUUUCGGAGAUUUCGCACUUCCCACCCCUUCCCUUCGCUUCCUCCCUCCCUCGCCUCCGCCUCAUCGCCGAUUCAACCGAUUCGCCAUCGCCCCCCACCUCGCCGCCGUCGCCGCCGCCGCCUCGUAAACCGGUGGGAUUUUGCGGGGAGGAGGGAGUUUGGUGCGGGAGAAGGGGGCGGAGGAGUGGGUGGUUUUGUUUUUUUUUUUUUUGUAUUUUGUUUUUGUGUGUGAGAGAGGGGGGAAGGGGGCAAUGGAGAUGGACACAUCGCCAUCGUCUUCGGCGCCGUCGUCGCCGGCGGCGUCGUCGGACUCCAUCGACCUCAACUUCCUGCCGUUCCUCAAGAGGGAGCCCAAGUCGGAGCCGGCUUCACCGGAGCGAGGGCCUCUGCCGCUGCCGGCAGCGGCACCGCCGCCUCCACCUCCGCCGCCGCCCCCACCACCGCCACCGCAGGUGCAGGCGGCGACGGUGGCAACUCCGGUGCCGGCGACGCCCGACCUCUCGGCGGCGGCGGUGAUGACGCCGCUGCAGUCGCUGCCGCCGAACCCCGAGGAGGAGACGCUCCUGGCGGAGUACUACCGGCUCGCGACGCUAUACCUGUCGUCGGCGGGGGCGGCCGGCGUAAUCGUGCCGGCGGCGGCGCCGGAGGCCUCCGCGGGGGCGGUGGCGCAGCCCGGGUCGGGGUCCGGCGCGAAGAAGCGGCGGCCGCGGUCGUCGGAGCUGGUGCGGGUGUCCUCGCUGAGCGUGCAGGACCAGAUCUACUUCCGGGACCUGGUGCGCCGGGCGCGCAUCACGUUCGAGUCUCUCCGCGGGAUCCUGCUGCGGGACGACGAGCGCGCGGAGGUGCUCGGCCUCACGGGCGUCCCCGGGUUCGGCGCCGUCGACCGCCGCCGCGUCCGCGCCGACCUGCGUGCCGCGGCGCUGAUGGGGGACCGAGACCUGUGGCUCAACCGCGACCGCCGAAUCGUGGGGCCGAUCCCGGGGAUCUCGGUUGGGGACGCCUUCUUCUUCCGCAUGGAGCUUUGCGUGCUAGGGCUACACGGCCAGGUGCAGGCUGGGAUCGACUUUGUCACGGCUGGGCAGUCUUCCUCAGGGGAGCCCAUAGCCACAUCUAUCAUCGUGUCCGGUGGGUAUGAAGACGAUGACGAUCGCGGCGAUGUACUUGUGUACACAGGACAUGGUGGUCGUGACCCCAACCUCCACAAGCAUUGUGUUGAUCAGAAGCUUGAGGGUGGCAACCUUGCCCUCGAGCGUAGCAUGGCCUAUGGUAUUGAGAUCCGCGUGAUCCGUGCUGUCAAGUCCAAGCGCAGCCCCGUCGGCAAGGUAUACUUCUAUGAUGGCCUCUAUAAGGUUGUUGACUACUGGCUUGACCGUGGGAAGUCUGGCUUCGGUGUUUACAAGUACAAAAUGCUGCGCAUCGAGGGGCAGGAGUCGAUGGGCUCUGUAAAUUUUCGACUAGCCGAACAGCUUAAGGUCAAUGCCCUGACUUUCCGGCCAACAGGGUAUUUGGGCUUUGAUAUUUCCAUGGGUCGAGAGAUCAUGCCGGUUGCACUGUACAAUGAUGUUGAUGAUGAUCGUGACCCACUUUUAUUUGAGUAUCUGGCGCGGCCAAUAUUUCCGUCCUCUGCAGUCCAAGGGAAGUUUGCUGAGGGUGGUGGCGGGUGUGAGUGCACUGAGAAUUGCUCAAUUGGAUGUUACUGUGCACAGAGGAAUGGCGGUGAGUUUGCAUAUGACAAGCUCGGUGCUCUUUUACGGGGCAAACCACUGGUAUAUGAGUGUGGGCCAUAUUGCCGGUGCCCACCUAGUUGCCCCAACAGGGUUAGUCAGAAGGGGCUUAGGAAUCGGCUUGAGGUAUUCCGGUCAAGGGAGACUGGGUGGGGUGUUCGGUCUUUGGAUCUCAUUAAGGCUGGAACCUUCAUCUGUGAGUUUAGUGGGAUAGUGCUCACUCAUCAACAGUCAGAGAUUAUGGCUGCGAAUGGUGAUUGCUUGGUGCGGCCAAGCAGGUUCCCUCCAAGGUGGUUAGAUUGGGGUGAUGUCUCUGAUGUCUAUCCAGAGUAUGUGGCACCAAACAAUCCAGCUGUUCCUGACUUGAAAUUUUCAAUUGAUGUGUCAAGGGCAAGGAAUGUGGCUUGUUAUUUCAGCCAUAGUUGCAGUCCAAAUGUGUUUGUCCAGUUUGUGCUGUUUGACCAUUACAACGCAGCUUAUCCUCACCUCAUGAUCUUUGCCAUGGAGAACAUUCCACCAUUGAGGGAGCUAAGCAUUGACUAUGGAAUGAUUGAUGAAUGGGUGGGAAAGUUAACCAUGUAGUCAGGCUGUCUACUAGAAGGCAAUACUCAGUUUAUCUUCCUUUGUUUUGAUGCUUUCAUAAUCCUUCUCAUGGAGAUUUUUGAGGUGAUUGCUGACAACAAGUUUCUCUGAUGUAAUAAUGGGCCUGACAGACCAAGCCUCCUAAGCAACUCAUCGUUGCUGCCUUGCUUCAUUGUGUCUUCUACUGCCAACAACUUCUUGUGCCCUCAAGUCAUCCUCUCUGGCCAAUAUGUGGAUUUGUUUUGUGGGUUUGAUGGUAAUGUUAUCCAUGAUGCUACUAUGGGACACAUAUGUUCACAGUAAAUUGGGUUCAGUGACCUAAUAAAAGAAACAAAUAUUAUUAAGAUUAGGCAAUGCCAUGAUUUAGAAAUAAACAUGGCCUUGUGCCAUCUCCCAAAACUACCUAAAAAUAGAACAAAAUGUGUUUGAUCUCCAUGUAUAGGCAGUAAAACCAUAGUUUUGCGGCCAUAACUAUUUGGAAGCUUGUUUCAUGGCACACCAUGAGAAGGAUGCACACAUGUAUCUGCUUGUCCUAUGUUUUAUGGGCUCAUGGCACUGAUUGUAAAUGUGAAUGUCUGGUCCACCAUUAUCUUCA